CACAUGGUUCCAGCACAUGACCACGUAGGAAAGCAGUAUUGAUACAAGACUUACUGGGCUGGGGAACACAAACAAAACACCAGGUGGCAGCAUUGUUCUAAAUUGACAUGACUUUCCAGCCUCCCGGAGUAGCCAUGGGCGAACUGGAUCAAGCCAUCAAGAGUUGCGUGGAUGUCUUUGUGAAGUAUAGUGGCGAGGACAGCGACUGUUUGAGCGCUGAUGAGUUUAAGACAGUGUUGGAGAAUGAGAUCACCGCCUCUGACUUUAAGGGGAAGCUCUCUCUAAGCGAUGUUGACGAGGCCUUUAACAAGGUGGACAAGAACGACAAUGGUGAAAUCAACAUCCAGGAGUAUGCCAGAUGCAUCUCUAUGCUGAUAAAGGCUUACUACCACAAAACUACUAAAGCCAAGAGGGGUGGCAGGGGAGGCCGUGGCAGCAGAGGAGGUGGCAGGGGGGAAGGUGGUGAUGAAGAUUAAUGUUUUUAAUCGGAAUGUUUUCCACCUAUUUGUCUUGUCUAUCCCGAUAUUGUUUUUCAAGCAUUGUCAGA
Syngnathoides biaculeatus (alligator pipefish) is the source of this 547-nucleotide messenger RNA. Its product is annotated as protein S100-A6-like. Gene Ontology annotation, molecular function: calcium ion binding. The transcript is spliced from 3 exons. Lineage: Eukaryota; Metazoa; Chordata; Actinopteri; Syngnathiformes; Syngnathidae. Bases 108 to 476 code for a protein of 122 amino acids. The record is from RefSeq and is a predicted model, not a curated record.